Adineta ricciae is the source of this 2799-nucleotide messenger RNA. Lineage: Eukaryota; Metazoa; Rotifera; Eurotatoria; Adinetida; Adinetidae. The record is from the annotation of a GenBank genome assembly.
AUGUUUUUAAAAGAAACUGUGCCAUUAGAAUAUGAUUGUUUGUAUUACGUGAAAAGUGAUGGCAUCGUGAAAUUUGAUGAAAGUUACGAUUGGGCACAUGAGCUAUUAACAUAUUGUAUUCGACCUGAUAAUCAAAGUUCAAUAUAUAGUGAUGAUCAAUUCAAUUCACAUCUACUUGAUAAUAAAAAAUACACUUUCGCCGAAUUAGAUGCAAAUGCAAUCUCGACUACUCAAUUAUUCGAAUGGUCUGCACCAAUUGAAAUAAUUGAAAACUAUCAAAUGUAUUUAGAAAAUAAGAAUAAUAAUAUUAUUCUAAAGAAAUUAAAUACAGAUGAAAAAUAUUUAUUUUAUAAUUGCACACAACCUUGGUAUGGAUCUCGUUGUCAAUAUUCAUUUAUGUGGAAACAGAACACAUUGGAACUUUAUAUUGAUCGAAUAUUUUCUGAUGCGCAUCUUUCUCCAACUUUACCUGCAUGUUAUAUUCAUUUAAAUUGUAAUCGUGGAUUAUCACGAGUAUGUCUCGAUUGGCGUGAAAUAUGUAAUGAUAAAAAAGAUUGUUUGAAUGGAGAAGAUGAAGAACAAUGUUGGAAGUUAGAAACUAAUCUAUGUGAUGAUAAUGAAUAUCGAUGUCAUAAUGGACAAUGUAUACCAAUCGAAUUUCAAAAUGACGGAAUAUUAAAUCCAGAUUGUAUGGAUCGAACUGAUGAAUUAAAACCAAUUAGUUAUCCGAAAAAAUGUAUACAUGAUCCUACAUUCCGCUGUGAAGAAAGUUCAUGUUAUCCCUUCCCAGGCAACAAACAAACGUUUGCUUGUGGUGACGGUGAAUGUAUUAAUCCUAAUGAAAAAUGUAACAAUAAUCGUCAACAAUAUGCACAAGUUCCUAUUCUUCCAAUCGAUAUGAACGCAGCAUGUUGGCAAGCAAUGAAUUGUUUAACAGGUAAAAAAGAAAGAAAUGAAUGUUCUUGUAUUGAAGAAGUUCAGAUACCAUGUAUAUCAUUAGCAGUGUCUAGAUGUCCAGAACUUUUCAUUUUUCCAGAAACAUCGAUUCUAUCGGAUCAUGUUUAUUUGAUGUAUCGAAGACCUUAUAGACGCGGAAGAGAAGCUAUAAUCGAGCCUAGUUAUAUAUGCUUUGAUAAAGACUUAUGUACAGUACCACAUACGAGUAUAUAUGAAAUUUUGAAUUAUACUUGUAUUGAUUAUGAUGAAGAUUUUGGUCGAAUGCUAACGCCCUAUCCAGGAUGGAAUUCAAUGGUAAGAUUUAUUCGAAAUGUUUUCUUGAGGGUAUGCACAUCUCCCAUGAUUGAAUGUUCUCAUUCAUCAUUAUAUCGAUGUAAUUAUACAUCAAAAUGUAUUUCAAUUUAUCGGCUUCGUGAUGGUAUCGACGAUUGUCAAUUAAAUGACGAUGAAACGUAUACAAAUACUUGCUCAAUAAAUUGGAAUACUAUGGAUCGUUUUAAAUGUUCUGGUGAAAAUCUAUGCUUGUCAAAGUUGACAAUUCAGAAUGGAAUUAGUGAAUGUUUAAGCGGUGAAGAUGAAGUGAAUGAAAUUGAACGUUACUUACAAUAUCAUAUUACAAUUCAACAUAUUUGUGAUGGAAUUCAGCAUUUAAUACCUAUCGAGAUUAAUGGUCGAAAUGAAACAGAUGAAACUGAAUGUGAUCUGUGGAAAUGUGAUAACAGUUAUACACAUUGUAAUUCAGUAUGGAAUUGUCCAAAAGGUGAAGAUGAACUUGGAUGUAAGAAUAAUCCAAUCAUCUGUCCACCAUUACAUCAUCCGUGUAUUUCACCCAAUACAACCGAAUUAUUUUGUUUACCAAUUACAAAAAUUAAUGAUGAUUAUAUGGAUUGUCUGGGCGGAUCAGAUGAAAGAGAAUUAUGUCGAUCUAUGUAUCCAUGGAGGAAAACAUACCGUUAUCAUUGCUGGGAUCGCAAUGAAUGUGUAGAAUUAGAAUCUCUAAAAGAAUGUAAAACAGAAAAAGAUACGAAACUUUGGAAUAUUAUUGGCACUAUGGAAAAAUGUACCAAUGAACUAUUCUCAUUUUAUUUGUUACCUCUAAUUAAACAACAUCUUUGUAGUUUGAUAGAUUUGACCUAUAUUGACUUUCCAGGUUACUCACUUUUAGAUAUAAGCAACAAGAUAAACAAUAGUAGGUACGUUAUUAGAAAUCUUCAGAGAGAAAUUCUCGAUAGAGUAAACUCGUCGUUAUCAUUAGAGAGAAUAUCAGAUUCUUCUUUACAAAUGGAUUUUACAGAUAAUUUAAACCGUAAUCAAAUAUCGACAUAUAUUCAUCCUAUGACUGUAGUGAAAAAUGACCAUAAAGACAGAUAUAUAUGUCAUCGAGGAAUCAGUAUACAUUUUAGAACCUUAAAUAAAACAGAAACAAAAUGUAUGUGUCCACCAAGUACUUAUGGAUAUUAUUGUCAAUAUCAAAGUCAACGUGUCAGUUUGACUGUACAAGUUCGCAGUGCUACCGAUUGGUUAAGUAUGUUUACAUUGGUCUUCCUACUUAUCACUGAUCAAAAUGAAAUCGAAUCAUAUGAUUAUCGUUAUUAUAAUUCGAUAACUGAUUGUGUACUUAAGUGGAAUAUUUAUUUGCUUUAUCGAACUCGUCCUAAAGAUCCGUCGAAGAAUUACACUGUACGUAUUUAUGUUUAUAAACGUCAAACAACUGGUCUUGAAUAUCGAACAAGUUGGCAUUAUCCACUAUAUUUUCCUUUUUUUACCUGUACAACGUAUCGCAGUUCAAAUUAUUAUUCCAUCUUUAACAACAAUUAUUCAAGAAAAGAUUUGUUCACUUGA